GAAUUCAAAUAAACUGUUUGCACAUGCUUCCGAGUGAGCCAAGUUUAACGCAUUGAAGGGAUUAAUGAAUGUGUUAAUGGAAGCGCGGGGAAAAAUCUUUUUAAACACCCACGGUUUCGAAAUAGCCAGAACGGGAAACAUGAUUUUUUUCCCUAAGUGACCUGGGACAUUUGGAUACGUCACUGAUCGGCCGACGGCGGAGACGUCGAUUUGGAGUGAGACAUAGUAGACGAUUUCCAUCGGUGGCACAGGGUCCCGAACUUGACAGCUACAUACAGAAUGGCGACUGUAACCCCAGCACCCAACUUUGACAAGGAACAUGAUGUUCAAGCUUUGCGAAAAGCCAUGAAGGGCUUGGGCACGGACGAACAGGCUAUUAUCGAUAUCCUAACCAGACGGAGCAAUGCACAGAGACAGGAGCUGAUCGUUCAGUUCAAGAGCGCCUAUGGCAGGGAUCUUGUGAAGGACCUGAAGAGUGAACUCGGGGGCAACUUCGAGGACGCCAUUCUUGCCCUGAUGGAUCGCCCAGACGUGUACGACGCCAGAUGCCUCAAGAAAGCCGUGAAGGGUCUUGGGACUGAUGAGGACGUGCUGAUUGAGAUAAUGUGCGCCAGGAACAAUGCGGAAAUUAACGCCAUUAAAGCGGCUUACAAAUCUGAAUUUAAAUCGGAUCUGGAGAAAGCUCUGGCAGGUGAUACAAGCGGAGACUUCAAACGCGUUCUGAUAGGCCUCUGCACAGCCAAUCGGGACGAGUCGUCGGCGAUUGACGCUGGGAAGGUGCACGAUGACGCGGCGGCUCUCUGGGCGGCAGCCAAAGGUCUUGGCACUGAUGAGGCUGAGUUCCAGCGCGUCAUCGUGUCUCGAAGCAAGGAACACCUCUUGGCCGUCUUCCAAGAAUAUGAAAAGCUGGCUGGUAAAUCCAUUGAGUCCACCAUCAAGAGCGAAAUGUCUGGAAACCUUGAGCGUGCAUACCUCACCAUCGUUGCCUUUUUCCGAAGUCCUAUUCAGUUUUUUGCGGACCAGCUGUACAAGGCUAUGAAAGGAGCGGGAACAGACGAGAAACACCUGAUUCGCAUCAUUGUAUCCCGUUGCGAGGUUGACUUGGCGCACAUCAAAGUGGCCUACGCCGCCUCCCAUGGCAAGCCCCUGGCGGACGCCAUCAGGGGGGAGACCAGCGGCGACUUCCGGAAAGUCCUCCUCGCACUCGUCGGGCCGUAGAAGGCGUUGUGUUUUCAUGGCGGCCAGAGCUGUGCAUAAAGAGAGUAUUCAGAUUCAAAUUUUGGAAACAGCAUGGCUGUUCACGAUGUGAAAUAGAGUAUGUGGCUACUAUAUACUAACUGUCCUAGUGCACUGGCGGACACAUUUGUUUCUAACAAUCAUGACACUCAUGUCGCAACUCUCUCUAUGUACGGCUCUGUUGGGGGCGCUGUCAACCCUUCAAAUAGUUGGCGACGAGCACAGUAAGCAAUAUGGGGAUGCCUGGGAAACUUCUUUUAAAGUUAGUUCUUAGCGGGAUUUACGUGGGAAUUAUACAUUGCAAAAUAUAGUUUUAUGUACCCAGAAUCAAGUCAGUUUGAUUUGAAAGUACGUGUACACUGUUAAUGGAUUUAAAAGCCGUGAGUGCCUUUUUUGAAAUUCACUCAGAAACAAGGAAUACUUUUAUGUACUACAUUUAAAAUAUUUUUCAUGUACGCAGAGACAGGUAUCAUAGUUAAGAACAUAAUUGGCGUAACGGUUUAUAAAUGUCAACACCUUAGGCCUGUAGGCCUAAACGUUUUCUUGUGGAAAGGGGUUAAGUCUGUUGAUUAGUUUAUCCUAUACACGAGACAACGUUUGUUUCAAACCUACUUGUUUAUGUGUUUUGAGGUCCUUUUCAGAAUGCAAACUGUCUUCAAAUACCGUGGGCUGAAAAGAAAAGACUUUAAAAUUGUUCAAAGUGCUGUUUGGUAAGAGACUAAAGAAUGGCUGCUGAAUCUGCCACAAAUCCACGUUAAUUCAGUGCUCGAGAUUCAGAUGAUUUCUUUUCAAGUUCAGUCAAAUUCAGUGUACUUAGUACUUACUGCAAAAUUCCUUUAUGUCGGUGAUUCUCAGUACGACAACGCAACAUGGCACAGAAGACUUGACAGCAAAAGACUAGCCCACCAGCGUAGCACAGAUGGACCAAAAAGAUUAAGAGAAAGAUAUCACGAUUCGAUUCUUGUGUAUUAAAGACACCCUACACUGCUUGUUGGCGAAUUUACGCACAUAUCUACACCACCUGUGACUCGGCUUAAAAACGGUCCGAAACAUAUUUGACAGCAUAUACUCUUUUUAUACAUCUACGGGCAAAAAGGUAGUCUGUAGUGCAUAUAUUAGGCGACAAUAUCAAACGCUGGGUAAAAAGUGGUAGUACAGGUAACAUUUUCUACACUCGCUGGGUGAUAUGAAACAAGUUUGCUCAUAUUUUAGGAGAGAAUCAACGCGGUUGGGUAAUUUGCCGAACAGUUCGGCGAAUCACCUGAUCCAACGUUGGGCAAAACUUUUUCAGAGUAGUUACCACGUAAUCAUUUAUAUAUUUUAAAUAAAAGAACACUAAUGAUUACCCAUUAAAAUAGCUUAGGCGGAAUCCUUAUAAUAAAGCGGAGACGCCAAAACAAUUACAGAA
This is a messenger RNA of Acanthaster planci (crown-of-thorns starfish), 2644 nucleotides long. RefSeq names its product annexin A11-like. Lineage: Eukaryota; Metazoa; Echinodermata; Asteroidea; Valvatida; Acanthasteridae. The record is from RefSeq and is a predicted model, not a curated record. Gene Ontology annotation, molecular function: calcium ion binding; phosphatidylserine binding; calcium-dependent phospholipid binding. Gene Ontology annotation, cellular component: vesicle membrane; nucleus; cytoplasm.